Molecule: messenger RNA, 2268 nt
Organism: Octopus sinensis (East Asian common octopus)
Lineage: Eukaryota; Metazoa; Mollusca; Cephalopoda; Octopoda; Octopodidae
Product: WAS/WASL-interacting protein family member 3-like
Exons: 5
Coding region: 276-1997 (573 amino acids)
Source: RefSeq, a predicted model, not a curated record
ACACACACACACACAGUUGUGCUGUACCUCAAAAGAGAAGGCUCAGCACCACACAGACAUUCAAACAUAAACCAGUGAAGAAGAGUCGACAGAGUCAGAGGGCCAGCUAGAAAUAGCAGCUAAUUCCCACCUCCACCUUCCAAGAAAGCGAAAACACAACAAGCUGUUUAAGAGAAGGGGAGAAAAACAAAAAAAAAAGGGGACAGAGAUACAGCGAUGAGAUAAAAACAAAGAGGGAGAAAAGAAGAGAGAGAGAGAGAACUGGGAUUGAAACCAUGUCCUCACACCCUUACCAAUCGAAAUCUGUCGUACCGGCUGUCGUACCCACAGCCCCUCUGGUGCAUGACCUUUUCGACCCCGAUUUACAGAACGACAGCGAUGAUGGCGACACCAAUGACAACGAAAACGCCGAUGACCGACUGGACGACCGAUGCGUUGCCAUAGAAACCAGUCUCCCCGAAGCGACGACAGCAGACUCGUCUUCUCUGUGUAGUUCUUUCUCAUCUUUGCUGUUGGCCUCACCACCACCACCACCACCACCACCACCACCACCGCCACAACCACCUAUACUACCAUCGCCACCACUACCACCUCUACUGCCAUCGUCCCCCCCACCACCGCCAUCUUCUCCGCCACUGUCACCCCUAAAGUCGGAUUGCCCGGGGCCCGUUUCCAUAGCGAUAAGCGACCCUUCUAUAUAUUUGUCUGUCUCUGACCUCGCUGACCUCCUCAGUAGCUACCGCCGCCGUCAGCCCCAGCAGCAGCAACAGCAGCAGCAGCAGCAGCAACAACAUCACCACCAACGUCAGUACCCUCACCACCACCACCACCACCGUCACCGGCAUCAACUCUGCAACUGCGGCCACCGCCCCCGACUGCAGCAGCGCCACCUGGGAGAUCCCCGGCCCCGACACCUUCCUUCCAUCAUCGACACCCCCACCGCUGCUACCACCACCACCACCACCACCACUGCCGCUACCACCGGCAACAACUCCGACGCCAGCACCGCCCCGGCCCCCUCUCCUGACAUGUUCACGCCAUACCAGCAGUCUACACCGCCACCGCCACCGCCGCCACCACCACCACCGCCACCACCACCUCCACCACCGCCGCCUCCUCCACCACCGACGCCGCCGCCACCCCUGGCCCCGGUUUUGCCACCACCUCCGCCGACGCCGCAACCCCAACAGCACCAUCAGCCCCUGCUCCACCACCCGCCCUUCUUCUCCUCUACCCCCUCCGCGCCCUCCGCCUCUUUCUCUGCCGCGACCGAGACGUCCACCGCCGCCUUCGCCACGUCACCGAUGACGGCCAACAUGGCUGCCGCGCAGGCCGAGUACAUCCCGGGUCAGAUGUCCACCGAGUUCCCGGCCGGAGAGGGCCCUGGCGCCGCUGUCUACCACCACCACCUCCACCAGCACCAACACCAACACCACCACCACCGGAUGCGUUCCUUACAGGCGGAUCCUUCUUCCGCGGUGUCGGUGCCGUCACCGUCGGGUCUCCCCGCGCCGCUGUCACACCACCACCACCACCCUGCCGGUUCCCAACCCCACCACCACCACCCACACCACCAACCCCCUUCAUCGUCAUCAUCAGCCAUGGUGCCGUUGUCGUCGAGGGCAACAGCCACCUCGCCACUUCCGCCGCCACUACAAUCAUCACUGGCCCCUUCAGCAACCCCGGUGCCUAUGCAAGGCAACAAGCCCCUCGUCAAUACGCAGUACACGGGCCCAAUGAGCGUCGGUUACUCAAGGAUGAACCAGCCCCCACCACCACCAUCAUCGUCGCAGCAAAUCUCCACACAGCCCUACCCAGUGCACUUCGGGUGUCCUUCGCCAACCCCAGUCAACGUGUACAAUGCGACCGUCAUCUCUUCCUCAGCCACGUCGACCCCGGCGGAGAGCAAUGCUUACAAACGUCGUCGUGGCAUGAUCGCACUGUUCUGUUUCGCGGGGCUCAUCCUCCUCGUCAUCUUCAUUGUGUUCAGCCUCUGACCAGCGAUGAAGACGAUGACGAUAUACUUCGAACAGGCAUCGAUCACUGCCGACCCCCCCACGACCACCACCACCACCAUCGCCACUGCUGGCAUCACCCUCGCUGCUACUGCCACCAUUGCUGUUCCCCUCACUGCUGCCACCUCUCUCUGCAGUCACCACCACCAACACCAGUCCAACACCAGCCGUUCAAGAAUUUGGUCCUGGAUAUCUCCUUUUCCAGUGACUUCGAGGGCCACCUCCCAGUGGUGUCGGGUGUCAACGAAGAGCC